AUGGCUACAUUGAUGCAAUCGAACAACGAACCUGCCGCCAUCUCCAACCCUUUAACUGGGACAUCCACAUCGAUCAUCUCCAACCCGUCCGAUUCUAUUGCUUUUCUGAAGCAAACGAAAGCAGAUUCGAACCUGACCUCUAUCGCAAGCGCUGGACUGAACGUCUCUCGAUCUCGAGACUCAUUACCGCCGAUAACAGCAGUUCCAUCGGCGGUCAGUCCGACGGAUCGGAUAAUGGAGCAUGAAAAGGAACCGGAGCGAAACAGCUCGCAAGUGGCAAGGGAGGCUUUAGGCGCCAGCGAAAAGCAGCAGGGCACGCCAGGAAAUGAUUCCAUACAAAUAGCCUCCGAGCAGAUGCAGGUCGAUUCGCAGGCAUCCCCUAACAAUGCGUCCGAUGCAUUCGGGACCUCCGAGAAUAAUACGUCACUUAUGAACACAUCUACUGUCGCCAGUCCCGGUCCAAUAGAGGACUCCGUUUCCCACGAUGGGGAACGUUCAGGCCAUCGCGAUGAGGUUGAAAUGCCACAAGAUACGAGUAACAAGGCCUUCUCCUACCCCAUGCCCACAACCAGCCUCGGUGACCCCCGUCGCGGUCUCAGUCUGCCUGGUUCCGGGUUCCACAAAGGUGGACAACGCUCGCCCUCGACGAAAAAGCACCGUUGCCCCUACUGUGCAACCGAGUUCACAAGGCAUCAUAACCUCAAAAGCCACCUUCUAACCCACAGCCAGGAGAAACCGUAUGUUUGCCAGACAUGCCAAUCGCGAUUUCGCAGACUUCAUGAUCUAAAGCGGCACACGAAGCUCCAUACAGGCGAGCGGCCACAUAUCUGUCCGAAAUGUGGGCGUCGAUUUGCUCGGGGCGACGCUCUGGCUCGCCACAACAAGGGCCAGGGGGGCUGCGCUGGGCGCCGGGCGAGUAUGGGCAGCUAUGCCCCUGAUGACGACUUCGGCGAUGCGACCGGCCCUGGGGGUGCGGAUGACGCGAUGGACGGUUUAGUAUAUGCCGAACCAGAGCGCAUGGAUGAGGAAGACGAACGGCGAGUUAGCAUGCCCAGCAUAAAGAAACACGAUGUACCCACAGAAUCCAUUGCCCGCUCCAACACUGCGACAAGCUAUCAGUCGCGACAGCCGAGCACAUACCCUCCGAUUGCCGCAGGCCGACCCUCUCCUGGGGGUUUAUUCCCCCCUCCCACAAGUCAUGGGGGCUCCAGCGCAUCGACAUCUCCCAUCUCUCAAACUGGCAAUAUGACAUUUCCCCCUCCAGGCCAGACUUCUGGAGCUUCGGUAUUUCAGUCGACAAACAUCACAGAAAGCCCGAAGCCGCUUUCGCCCAACGCCCUGCCUUCUCACCAAUUAGGACCGGGUCCGGAUGGAAUCCAGCUCCAUCGCUCCCAUUCUCCUGGCCUGGCUUCGUCAUUCCCCCAGCAACCGUACACCAGAGCAGUGCCUUCUCAGACGUCCACCGCCAACCAUGCUUCUGGGUUAGGUCUUCCUCCUCCCCAGCCGGGGGCGCCUCAACUGCCCCCUCCGCCCGGCAUGAAUUCUGAAUCCCGUUUUCCGCUUCACGCCCAAGGAUCUGUCCAGCCGCCAGGUGCCAAACAUCACUCGUCGCACAGUCAUUCUAGUAACCACAGUGGACCUUUGGUGUCCAAAACAGGCCAAGAAGUGGUAACCAGCAAUGGCGGUCAUCAUCCGAGUGCUCAUGACUCGAGCUACAAUGACCAGGCCCGGGAUCGAGAAGAUUCGCUAUGGGCAUACAUUCGCUCUGUCCACGAAGAAUUAGCCGGACUCAAAACCGAAGUCGCCGCCUUGAGGGCGCAAAUAGCGUCCUCGAACGUCAACACGUUAACCGCAUCCAGUGCCAGCGCUGCCCAGCCGCAGUACGAAGCGGGCACCGUCGGCACCGCACAACGAUGA
Aspergillus steynii IBT 23096 is the source of this 1917-nucleotide messenger RNA. RefSeq names its product C2H2 zinc finger protein. Gene Ontology annotation, biological process: regulation of transcription by RNA polymerase II. Bases 1 to 1917 code for a protein of 638 amino acids. NCBI's taxonomy places the organism in Eukaryota, Fungi, Ascomycota, Eurotiomycetes, Eurotiales, Aspergillaceae. Gene Ontology annotation, molecular function: DNA-binding transcription factor activity, RNA polymerase II-specific; RNA polymerase II cis-regulatory region sequence-specific DNA binding. The record is from RefSeq and is a predicted model, not a curated record. Gene Ontology annotation, cellular component: nucleus. The transcript has a single exon.